CAUUGUGGGUUGUGCACAUUCUACAAUUUCUGUCCAUCGUGAUAUUUACUUCCAAUUUCAUUCAUAUAUAUACAUAUUUGUGUCACGUAAACUACCGUUAUAUCGGCCAUAUUCUGUUUCUACGUUUCUGUAUUGACAGUGCUUGUCCCUUACUUUAGAAACGUUCUCUCUGUGCAGCGCGGGUACUCGCAACCAUCAUGGAUACAGACAAUAAACUGCUAUGCACAAUUUGCGGCAUUUCUGCCAACUUAAUGUGCCAACGUUGCGGAGAACCCUACUGCAACGACGUGUGCCAGCGCAAGGAUUGGCAGAGUCAUAAAUAUGUUUGCACCUUGAUGCCCGGUUUGGUGAGUAUUAGACCCAUCAAACCAAUGCCGACUGUGUCGCACGAUUUGGCUGCUGCCCACAACGUAACGAUCACAAAGGAAUAUCCCACUGAAAAAAUGACAUCUAUGGUAAGGAAAUUGUCAAUUGAGGAAUCAAGCGGAAGUAACUGGAGUCAAGAAUGGCGAAAUUAUAUGAUGCCGUCAACAAUGGAUUUUUUCGAGUGUCGCGUCACUUGCAUGGAAGCUGAAGGGCCCAUUUGGGUAAUGGAUGUGGCCAAUAUUGAGAGCGUUGAGCGUCUAACUAACAACAUUGCGCGCAGCAUGCAGCACCAGAAACCGUUCUCAAUUCACGAUCUAUCUACAGGCAUCUUGGUUGGCGCCGCUGUUGACCAUAAAAUGUAUAGGGGCGAGGUGUUGAAUGUGAAUGUGUCCGCCGAAUAUGCUGACGUGCGCCUCAUUGACUACGGCACAGUGGUUUCUUGCAUGUCGCAAAACAUUUAUCGGGCAGUGCCGCGAAUGUCGCAAUACAAAGCUUAUUCAUUCCGGGUGAAACUGCCCAACAACACGGGCGUGCGGAUCAACAAGAAUCUGACUUUGCGCCUGCUAGGUAGCAAGACAGUCGAUGGUGUAGAGCAGGCAGAACUGAAGAGAUUGAUUGUUCCCCUUUGUUUACCAUAUGAAUUGCUGGUCAUAGAACCGGCAGUGAGGGUCAUAAAGAUUUUGCAGAGUAACGAGGAACCGCAAGUAGGUUUAGUGCAACUCAAAGCGAUAAGUAAUUUAAAUGAUGAGCUAAACGCCAGCCUGAAGAAUAAGCCUGGUACGCCAUUUAAGGAAGACUUUUCACCGAACGUACCAACCGUCCAUAUGGCAGCUCGCACUAAUCAAGGUUAUCGGCGUGCUCUACUGAUAGACUAUAUCGAUGACCCUAGGUUGUUUUUGGUGUACGAGAUGGACGAGGGACGCAUUUCUUUGACUAGCGAGGUGUGCCGCAUUCCCAAUAAGUUUGUCGGCCUACCAAUGCGCGUGUUUGCCGUCAGCCUUGAAGAUGAGCAGGUUGGCACCUUAAAAGAUCAUUUGACGCAAUACGGUCCGGAUCUGUCUAUUAAGUUUAACAAGGACAGCCUGACAGGAAGGGACAAAGACAAGCUGCGCGUUGCAAAGGCAGCGCUGUACUCAAACGAAAAUCAGGUGUGCGCAGUGCUCGCAAGAUCCUUCUUAGGUUCAAUAAACCAAAUCGGGCUCAAGUAUUGGCGGCAUCCCAUUGAAAACGACGACUUGGUGUAUAUAUCGCACAUUGUUAACUACAAGGAGGUCUGCAUUAGUUCCGUGCAGUGCAAGCAAUACGGAAAUAUAUUCAAUUGGGUGGAGACCAAAUGUAUGCCAGUCGACGACUUUAAAGAGAUUAUCAUUGGAGACAUUGUACUUGUUGUAUGCUCCAGUCGUGGCAACUACCGGGCCGAGGUUGUUUCUUUGGACAACAAUAAGUUUGGCGUUCGAAACAUCGACACUGGCUCCAUGCAUCUCGUGGUAGGCGCCAAUCUACGCAGGCCAUGUCGAUUUGUUGAGAAUCUACCUGUUAGCCACUGCCGCGUCCAAAUAAAAACCAUCUGCAACAUACCGCCAGAAGCAGUGCCGCCGAAUUCAGUUGCCAUGCAGAUCCUGAAGAGGCUGCAUGAAAAUAAAAUGGAUUUGCUUGUGAAAUUUGAUAGUUGCGAUAGAAAUAUUGUUGAUUUGCUUGAUUUAACGGCCGAGCCGAAUUCGUUGAUGACUCGCAUGCUUCCAGUGUUGUUUACUCCUAUUGCAGUCGAGCUUAACCCGGCUGUGCCCUUACCUGGUUUAUCCACUAUAGAGCGAGACCUAAAGAAAUCAUCAGCCAUUUUGAAUGAGGACUUACCUGAGGUGUCUUCAAUUGAGCGAGAGCUACUCAAAUCGUCAGUUACUCAAAAUGUUAGAAAGAAUAGUCUACCUCCGUUGCCACCUUCACCACCAACUUCACCACCGAGUGAGAAGAGUGAGAAAUCCUCUAAGCAGGUCCAACGAUAUUACUUCAAUGACUUGGAACGUCGUCUCCUGCCACUGGGCGUGAAUAUGGAAGUUAUAAUUUUAAAUGCUGUUGGACUGGAAAACUUAGGAUACGUUACAGCUUGUUUCAUCGACAACGAGGAGGAGGCUGAACAUCUACAGAACUUUCUCAAUCUUGUUGCCCAGCUUGGAAGUGACGAUGAUAAACUGCAGCCUGGCUUUUUACCUGAGGUUGGCGAGUUGUGUCUUACCUUGUAUUCAGAAGACAAUUCCUGGUACCGAGGUGUUUGCAAACAGGUUGCUGGGGAAAAAGUGUCUAUUUUGUAUUGUGACUUUGGAAACGUAGAAUUGGUUCCCAUGCAGCAGAUCAAACCAAUUUCAAGCCAACUGCUUCACUGUGUCUAUGCUACAAAAUGUUUUAUCGAUGGUUUCGAUAAAAAUAAACCAUUUGUGCAUCUUGAGAAGUAUCUGGCUGAUGCAAAUAAGAUUAUGUGUGAUGUGCUCGAAGGACCGGAGCCCAACUCACGCACGCUUAAAAUUCCGACAUUGAAUCAAAUAUUGUCGAAGGAAAAGAUUUAAACUGCUACGUAUCUAACUAUCUUAAAAACUGAUCUACUAAUGCUAU
Molecule: messenger RNA, 2973 nt
Organism: Drosophila navojoa
Lineage: Eukaryota; Metazoa; Arthropoda; Insecta; Diptera; Drosophilidae
Gene: Kots
Product: Kotsubu
Biological process (GO): P granule organization; piRNA processing; spermatogenesis
Cellular component (GO): P granule
Source: RefSeq, a predicted model, not a curated record